Messenger RNA from Acanthaster planci (crown-of-thorns starfish), 3679 nucleotides. Its product is annotated as ras-related protein Rab-24-like. Gene Ontology annotation, molecular function: GTP binding; GTPase activity. The record is from RefSeq and is a predicted model, not a curated record. Lineage: Eukaryota; Metazoa; Echinodermata; Asteroidea; Valvatida; Acanthasteridae.
GAUUGUUUCAUAUCACGUUGCCAAUUCUUUUAAACGGGGCGUUCAGAAUUGAUGGAUAUGGAGUGUAUAAAAAAAAAAGGCUAGACGAGUCCCCAAUCAGUGUAAAAGAAAAACGAACCUUGCAAAGCUGACUCUGUCUGAUGAGCUACGGAACCCCUUGCCCGGCACUUCCAAAUGUCAUCAGCUUAAAUCAUCGUGGAUUUCUCUGCAGUCCCCAAAGUAGUCUCGAGCCCCACUGUAUGACUUGACGCGGAGCACUCACAGAUUGUGUUUGACGAUUGAUAAGUAAGACGCAAAGUGGAUCCUGGCAACUUUCUGUUUUGAUAUUUUUCUCCCUCGAUGUUCUCACGGGAGUAAUGAAGCGAGUUGGCGGAUGCCUCUCAAUCAAUGCAGACACAAGUGUUGCCAGUUUUUGUUGAGCACUACUUCUCCUUAAAUGUUGUCGAGCAAGUCUAUCCCCUCUAUAUCAGAGGUGAACAAACUACUUUGAAGUCACAUACAUGUAGGUUGAAUCACAGUUGUCACUCACGGUUACCCUUUUUUUCCAAGGAAACGUUGACAUGUGCUUGUAUUGUAAAAAAAAUCCCGUCAAACUAUUCAAGGGCAGAACGACACAGGAAUCAAUUUUUGAUUUUAAUUAAAUUCUAAGUAAUUUUAAAUCACCGUUUAAUUAUACUUUUUUUCUUUCAAAACAUUUUUUGAUUAGGGCGAUAAAUUUUGGCUUUGCUUUCUGGUCAAAUUUUUUUUUUAAUGUAUGCUGUAGUUUUUGGACAAGAGCUUUUUUUUUGGCAAACACAUUCUAUUCAGACCACAACCCCCUUUUGACACUUCUGUGGAAAAAGUGUAUUCAAGCUGUAAGUGCUGCCUGGGUUUAAGCAAAAUGAAAUUGUCUGAAUGACAGUUCUGUGCAUUGUUGAUGCCAAAAUGACAGUCAUUUCCCUGGAAAUGUGGAUCAGUGUGGACGAUUGAAGUAUGGGUUGGUACGAUGUAUAAGACCAAACAAAAUAAAACAACCAGGCAAAGUGUCUUUGUCAAUAAUUAAGUUUAAAUCUGGACAGCCGACCAACUGAUGCUGUGUAGUUGGACUCAUUCAUCAGUGGAACAAAAAGAAAAAAAAAUGUUUGGAUCAAGUUUUAUAUAUCAAAUUAAAAGAAAUUAAAAUCUAGUAGAAAUAAAUCAAUAUUUUGCUUUUAUUGCUUACUUAUAUUUUCCCUCUUAUUGCAUGAUGAGGACAAUUAUUGUAUAUUAUAUUAUUUUCUAGCGCUCCACAAAUGUACAUGAAGUUACGAUGACAUUUUGCUUUCACUUCUUCUGUUAGUUUGGUCAGAGUUUGGGGCUCCAUUCCUUCCCCUGAAACAGUAUGCUUCUGUGUAAAUUACUGAAUGUUGUCUAACAGUUACUGGGAGGCAAAUUCUGUUUGUAAAUCAUAUCUCUUCAAAGGUACAACAUAGUCUUGUGAUCUGUCUAAUUCUUGCAGAUAAGCAGACCUUUUACCAAUAUUUGUUCAUUUUAAUAAAAAAAAAGGUCUUGAUGUCUCGGUCAACUCAUGAGAUCAGUGAAGUAAUCUCCCGAAUGUUCCCUUCUCGUUCUGUCAGAUACUGUGCCCUGUUUUUCUGACCACUUUCCUUAUGCCACAUCUUGUAAAUAAGUUAAACUGUAAAUUUGAUUACUUUGCCAAUGAGUAAAUGAGUUUGAGAUACAGAAGUUCUGUUUCUUCACUUGUCUCUGACACCAGAAGACCAGUCUUAUUCUAUAUACCAGGCACGAAAUGGGACAGAGGGGUACCCCCCCCAACAAGUCCAAUCCCUGUACACGCUCCAACCUAUUGUCAAUUAACACAUCCCCCUAGAUGUCUCAAAAGAAUUCCCGAGAUUCCAGUAUAACGAUGACCAAAACAAAGGCGGGGGGGGGUUCUCUCUGUCCCAUAGUUUGUUUCAUAUGUUAAGCUAUGUUGGUAAAAUUAGUUUUAACAGGUGCAGUGUCCCUUGUCAAAAGAAUUUCGUGAAAUAUUACACUGCUGUUUGCAACUUUGGGAGGGCUGGCAUUCAACCCUUUUAUUAAUUUCCUCAUUUUCUAUACUUAAUCUGCACUCCCAAAUUUCUCACUGACAUGGUUGGUGAACUGUUUUAAAUUCAUUCUGCAGUUCUGUCGUGAAGCCAAUACAUGUACAUCCAUGUUCACCGCCAUUCAAAGUGCACAUUGAUGUCUGAAAGUUCCCUGGGCCUUUUGUUUGUCUGCAUACAUGGAGUUUGUGACCUGAUCCCACAAGACAUGUCUUAAGGGGAUUAGUCUACAUGUAUGUGUGAAAAGAAGACUGGGCUCUUAUCACCAGCUUGGCAUCCGGAUGGAAAAGGGACAACACAUUGGUGAAAUCUGUUGAGGGCUCUCAGUACAUGCUACAACCGUGACAGGGCUUUCACUUAAAAGCUGCCCUGGUGACUUGUGACUCAUUUACAUGUAGUUUUCAAACCUUGGGUCACAUUUGGAGGAUGCACAGAUCUUUUACUGCCAGAAUAGGAAGGGACAGUGACCACAGUGUAGAUUACCUCUCCUUUUAAAAGGAGGACGCUUGGAGUGGACAACUGAACCCGAAAUGACGUCCCCCGGCAAAGAGGACACUAGACUCAGAAGAUCAAGAACGCAUUUCGUCAAGUGUCUCUAAAGAACCAUGAGCAAAGCGGCACACAUGUAGUGUCCUUUGUGUGGAUUCCAGUAAAAGCCAGACAAGGAUGAGACGGCUGGAUUUUAAGGUUGUGCUACUAGGCAAUACAUGUGGAGGGAAGACUUGCCUGAUGGAGAGGUACUACAGCGACAGAUUCAUGGAAGCUGAAGCGACAAUUGGCGUAGCAUAUUGUGCUAAGGAAGUUAAAGUGGACAAAAGAAAAUUGGUUAUGGGAAUUUGGGACACCGCAGGGCAGGAAAAAUACACGGCCGUGAGUCGGCUUUACUACCGAGGGGCUCAGGCUGCCGUAUUAUGUUAUGAUCUGACAAACCCAACCAGCUUCGACAAGGUGAGGUUCUGGUUGGAAGAAGUGAAGAAGAGCGAAGAGUUUUGCAAGAUUUAUCUGUGUGGCACAAAGCUUGACCUAGUGGAGGAGGGCAGAGAGGCAAGACAGGUGGACAGUGACUUUGUGGCAUAUUAUGCUGACGAGUUUUGUGCAGAAGUGUUUGAAACUUCAAGUAAAACUGGUUACAAUGUCAAGGAACUCUUCUUUAAAAUUGCCAGCGAUUUUGCUUAUGACACAACAUCUGAACAUUUGGAAGAUUUUAACAACAAGCGUAAAUGCUGCUGUUAUUGCCCCAGCUAACCAGUCUUAUCGUGUACAUCCAGUAAGAACUGCAAUAAAUUCUGCCCGUCUUUAUGAGAUUUGUGCCAGAAAAAUUAAUUUGACUUCACAUUUAUAUUUUGCUUUUUAGAUGUAUAGUGAUUGUUUCAAGGAUUUUUGUAAAUUUUAUACUUUUUUUUUUCUUCUGAAAGACAGGGGUGAGAUUUAUCAGCUUUUCAGCUGACUAAAGCUUUUUUCCCUCACUAGCUGUUUACAAAUGUAUAGGAGGUUGUUCAGCUUCUUCAUGUCUUGUUUCAGCUGUUUUCAGCUAUUUUAUCAUCGGUCAAUCUCAUCCUUGUAAAGAGCACCUCUAAGGAAAACACGUUUUCUCUGAUUUUAUCCAUUCAAAUAAA